CUAACCCUGCGGAGAUUGUUUUCCUCUCACGGGAAGGGUUUUCACUUUGCAGCGAGCGACUGUUUAUUUAACGACACGCGUUAAACUUCGCACUCGCGCGUCUCUGGCGUCUUGCCCUCCAGAACGGACUAUUCGGGGCUCAACUGACAACUUGCAGAGAGUGGUGUGUCAGCCUCUGAGUAUGAGUUCAUAAUGAAACGGCGACUGGAGGAACAGGAAACAGUUUUUGCGUCCCAGCAGCGGCGCCUCCCGAGCGGCUCGGAGACGUUUCAGCAUCGUGUACUGGCGCCGGCACCAACCGUGUAUGAGUCCGUGUCAGAUAACAUGCAGCCCUCUACUGGUGUCCAGUACUCUGUCCCCCAGGGAUACCAGGUUCCAACCGUUGCUCCAUCCAGUGGGGGGCAUGGGCACGCACCGAGCCCAGCUGUCCACGUUGGGUCACACCACCUGGGUCCAGUGGUCCCGUCGCAUGGUUCUGCAGUGAUGUCCACACACGGCCACACAGCCACACCACAGGCAACGCCGGGACAGCAGCAGUACCCAAGGCUUAAGGUGGAAGACGCCCUGUCUUACCUAGACCUGGUCAAGCUACAGUUUGGCAACCAGCCUCAGGUCUACAAUGAUUUCCUGGACAUAAUGAAGGAGUUCAAGUCUCAAAGCAUUGACACUCCUGGGGUCAUUAGCAGAGUCUCACAGCUAUUCAAAGGCCACCCCGACCUGAUCAUGGGUUUCAACACCUUCCUGCCUCCAGGCUACAAGAUCGAGGUUCAGCCCAAUGAUCUGGUCAAUGUGACCACGCCAGGUCAGAUCCACCACAUUACCCCGCAUGGGAUCUCAGUGCAGAACAUUCCCAUCACGGGUGCCAGCACCCUGCACCCAGCCCCACUCCCUGCAAUUGUCACAACAAGUGCCCCGCCAGUCCUGACUCAGCCGGCCCCCUCCAAGAUCAGCAAGCCUCAAGCACUGACACCCAGCAGUCAGAGCAAUCCGUCCAUCCCUGCCUACACCUCUCCUCACUCCCCGCCCGUGCAGCUCCACACGCCGCUGAGUGUGACCCCUACUGGAACAUCCAUUCAAAGCAACCAGCCAGUGGAGUUCAAUCAUGCCAUUAACUAUGUCAACAAGAUCAAGAACCGGUUCCAAGGCCAGCCUGACAUUUACAAAGCCUUCCUGGAGAUCCUACACACGUACCAGAAAGAGCAGCGGAAUGCCAAAGAGGCUGGAGGGAACUAUACCCCAGCGCUGACCGAGCAGGAAGUGUAUGCACAGGUGGCCCAGCUCUUCAAGAACCAGGAGGACCUUCUUUCUGAGUUUGGACAGUUUUUGCCAGAUGCCAACAGUUCAGUGCUCUUAAACAAGACAAAUGCUGAGAAGGCAGAUUCUGUGAGGAAUGAUCAUGGUGCAACUGCCAAGAAACUACAGCUGAACAACAAACAGAGACUCAAUCAGAAUGGCUGCCAGAUACGCCGGCACCCGCCACCGGGAUCCACUCCGCCGGUCAAGAAGAAGCCCAAGUUGCUGGGUCUGAAGGACUCUUCAGCGGCAGAGGCCGGCAGGCAUGGGGCAGCCACGGAGUCGCUCUUCUUUGAGAAGGUAAGAAAAGCCUUGCGAAGUGCAGAAGCCUAUGACAACUUCCUGCGAUGUUUGGUGAUCUUCAACCAGGAGGUGAUCUCUCGGACUGAGCUGGUGCAGCUGGUACUGCCCAUUCUAGGAAAAUUUCCAGAGCUGUUCAGCUGGUUCAAGAACUUCUUGGGGUAUCGGGAAAUGUCCCAAAUGGAAACUUACCCCAAGGAGCGAGCGACUGAGGGCAUUGCAAUGGAGAUUGAUUAUGCCUCUUGUAAGAGGUUGGGUUCCAGUUACAGAGCUCUGCCAAAAAGUUACCAGCAACCCAAGUGCACUGGCAGAACUCCACUUUGCAAAGAGGUGUUGAAUGACACCUGGGUCUCUUUUCCCUCAUGGUCGGAGGACUCAACGUUUGUCAGUUCCAAGAAGACUCAGUAUGAGGAGCACAUCUACAGAUGUGAAGAUGAGCGUUUUGAGCUGGACGUGGUGCUGGAAACUAACCUGGCUACAAUCCGAGUGCUUGAAUCUGUUCAGAGGAAGCUGUCGCGCAUGUCUGCGGAGGAGCAGGCCAAGUUCCGUCUGGACAAUGCACUGGGCGGCUCGUCUGAUGUCGUGCACCGGAAGGCCAUCCAGAGGAUAUAUGGAGACAAAGCUCCUGACAUUAUUGAUGGUCUGAAAAAAAAUCCAGCUGUUUCUGUGCCUAUCGUGCUGAAGAGGCUAAGGACAAAGGAGGAGGAAUGGCGGGAAGCCCAGCGAGGCUUCAAUAAGAUCUGGCGGGAGCAGAAUGAGAAAUAUUACCUCAAGUCGCUCGACCACCAAGGCAUUAAUUUCAAGCAGAACGACACCAAAGUGCUCCGCUCCAAGUCUCUUCUCAACGAAAUCGAAAGUAUCUAUGAUGAAAGACAAGAGCAAGCAUCAGAAGACAACAUAACUCCCCCCUCUGGCCCCCACCUGACUCUUUCGUACGAAGACCGUCAGAUCCUGGUGGAUGCAGCAGCUCUCAUCAUCCACCAUGUGAAACGCCAGACUAGCAUUCAGAAGGAGGACAAAUAUAAGAUCAAGCAGAUCAUCUUUCACUUUGUCCCUGACAUGCUGUUCGCUCAGCGUGGCGAGCUCUCCGACGUGGAAGAGGAGGAGGAGGAAGAGGACGUAGAUCUGGAGGAGGGCUCCUCAAAGAAUCAAAACGGGAUGCCUGGCAGUGGGAGCCCCUCCAAGUCCAAGUUGCUCUUUAGCAAUACAGUUGCCCAAAAGCUACAUGGCUGCGACAAUGCCUACAACCUCUUCUACGUCAACAACAACUGGUACAUCUUCCUGCGUCUGCACCACCUGCUCUGCUCACGACUGUUGCGCCUCUACGGACAGGCAGAGGGGCAGAUCGAGGAGGAGUUGCGGGAAAGAGACUGGGAGAGGGACGUGCUUGGACUCAAGAAGGAUAAGAAUGACAACCCAGCCAUCCAGCUGAGACUGAAGGAGCCCAUGGACAUCGAGGUUGAAGAUUACUACUCGGCCUUCUUGGAGAUGGUUCGAAACCUGCUGGAUGGAAACAUGGAACCUUCGCAGUAUGAGGACUCUUUGAGGGAAAUGUUCACCAUUCACGCCUACACAGCUUUCACCAUGGAUAAGCUCAUCCAGAGCAUUGUCCGGCAGCUUCAGCACAUUGUCAGUGAUGAGAUCUGCGUCCAAGUGACAAACCUCUUCCUGUCAGAAAGUUCAAAUGGUGCCGUUGGCGGAAGCGUGUCUGACCAGUCAUCAAGGAGUUCUGCUGAGGCUGUCUACCAAAGGAAGGCGGAGCAGCUCAUGUCUGAGGAGAACUGCUUCAAGGUUAUGUUUCUGAAGAACAAAGGACCGGUGAGGCUGACUGUGGAGCUGCUGGACACGGAGGACGAGGCUUCUGAUGAGCCCCUGGAAGCAGAGCGGUGGUCAGAUUAUGUCGGGCGCUACCUGAACCCUGAUUCUACGACCCCUGAGCUGAGGGAGCAUCUCGCCCAGAAGCCAGUCUUCCUGCCUCGGAACCUCAGAAGGAUCAGGAAGCACCAGAAAGGCCGGGAGCAACUGGAGAAGGAGGUGUGGGACGGAGGAAAGAAAUCCAUGGAGAAGGAGAAGAUGGAGUGCAUGUUCAAGCUCAAUUCCUAUAAAAUGGUCUACGUUUUCAAGUCUGAGGACUACAUGUACAGACGGACGGCUCUAAUGAGAGCCAACCAGUCUCACGAGCGAGUGAGCACACGCCUGCACAAACGCUUCCAAGCCUGGGUGGAUACAUGGUCAAAGGAGCAUAUCACCAGGGACAUGGCUUCUGAGACCAACAAAUGGCUGAUGGGCGAAGGCAGAGAUGGCCUCUUGUCCUGCAGCACCACGCGCCACGCCGAGGUGCUCCACUUCAUGAAUAUCAACAAGUACCGUGUUAAAUAUGGACCGUCCGUGAAGACGCCGUAGCCGUCCACACCAACCGAAAGAAUGAAGAGACUGUUUUAGAACUUGGGUUAGAGGGCUUUCAUCAGAGCACAUCCUGCUCCUGUGAUGGCAGCAUGAUUGAUUUUACCAGCGUUUUUAGCUGGGCCCACUUCCUUCACAGGGCCUUUUGUGCCAAAAUCAAGGACAACCUGUUCACUUCCCAGCUGCAGUCCUGAACUGGUACCAGCACUCUGAUCCACAGAUGGGGCCGAACAACAUGAGGGGUGCUUUUUUUUGUGCUGCGAUCACCGAGACGCUUAAGUGAAGCUCUUAACUGCCCGUCGUGUCUGAAACCGUCGGUACAAUCUUACAGGGUCUUAUCCAGUCGUGUUGUACUACCAUAACAAACAAUAUGGUGGACAAGUGCACUUAUUCAAGACUGUGUUUUCCUGGAUCAGGCUAGUUCAUGGGGAGCUGGGAAACACUGACCGUAUGUGGGUUGGACAUUCCUUCUUUAAGGCCAAAUUGUAAUCCCAUGUCUCUUGACUAGAUGGAACCAGGCUUUUUUUUUUUUUUUUUUUGACUAUGUUCACAUGGACAGCUGUCCUGAACAAGGUGGUUUUAAUGCAGGAAGCACAGUUUGUUGUCUUCAAUUGUAUUAUUCAUCACAGUAUAAUUCAACCUCAGGUCCCACUAACUAUUUUAUAAAUUCUUCUGAGAGCUACUGAGCAUCAAAACAAAAGUCUUGCAUCACGUUGGAAGCCCUCGUCAGUCUUAUUUGUGAUACCCCGAUGAGCUCCACACAUGAAACAAAAGUUUAGGCAAAACGUUCAUCUUUUACUUCUUUUUUGAACCACAAAACGUGCUUGUUGGUGGAGCACAUGCCACCAUCGUAUGAAUAGUUUCACCUGGUCUUUCAUUCGUGUUAACUCCACUGCAUCUUCCGCAGAUUGUCUUUGUCCCAUUUACACAACGAAGAAGCUCCACUCACAUUUCGUGUAGACCUUCCAUCCCCUGUGGGAUAAACCUCGCGGAUUGCUUUCCAUGUGAACGUAGUCGGUGUUAGAAACUGUGACUGUGUGUCAAACAGUAUUGUUGGAUUACAGUUAAUUAGCAAUUUAUUUAAACAGUAAAUAAUGAUACAAAUUUUGGCCACACAGUUUGGCCUUGGCCGGUGCAGCUCAGCAACGCCAGCUCUGGCAGUGUAGGUUUUGUGUAUGUUUACACAAGAGUUUACCUGCUGUUGCUAAUGUACCAGCUCAAACACGCAGCACUCGACUCAUCCUGGGACGACUGUAUACAAACUCAUUUGUAAAUACCCUGUACAUAGUCUCAGACUUUUUAUGAUGGCUCUGUAAUGUGCUAGUAACACUUUCCAAGCUUACUGUGGACUUGAGUAAGUAAAGUAAAUGUGUACAUGAACAAAACGAAUGCAGGACCAUUUAUUACCGAAUUUACCAAAGGGAGUUGAUAGAGCAAAAUAGUUUCCCUGCCUUUUCUGUUCUUUUUAUGUCUUUUCUUUUCCAUUUCUGUAGUAAAGCACAUGCAAAUGUAAAACUAUAUCCAGUUUUAUUCUGUUCAUUUUGCAAACACUCUGAAAGUCCCACUUUGUUUCUGAAUAUCUGCGCGAGACUGUCCCUGGUUCACUGUCCAACGACGCACACCGUUGCUGCACAAACCACGUUUUUAGUGGAAGCAGAUUGACGUGCCUUCAGUCCCGACUUUAAGAUAUAUUAUUUAUACAUGUAUAAUAAAAACAUAGAUGG
Synchiropus splendidus (mandarinfish) is the source of this 5720-nucleotide messenger RNA. RefSeq names its product SIN3 transcription regulator family member Aa (gene sin3aa). Gene Ontology annotation, molecular function: transcription corepressor activity. Gene Ontology annotation, cellular component: chromatin. Lineage: Eukaryota; Metazoa; Chordata; Actinopteri; Syngnathiformes; Callionymidae. The coding region runs from base 193 to 3996 and encodes 1267 amino acids. Gene Ontology annotation, biological process: negative regulation of transcription by RNA polymerase II. The record is from RefSeq and is a predicted model, not a curated record. The transcript has 21 exons.